AGGGCUGCAUCCAUGGCCUUGGGCACCUCUAGGGAUGGGGCACCCACAUUUAUUUUCUUCCCAUAAUUGUGUUCCUGGUGUACAACAUACGUGACAGUUUCCUUCUGAUUAAGUCAGCUGAAAUGAGUGCCUGGGAUGUGUCGAGAGCAACGCCUGGAGGGCAGCAUGAUUGCAUGGCCAUGCGGAGGAGUUCCUGGUCACAGCUGGUGCUGGCUGAUAGCCGACCUUGGCACUGCUGGGGACCCCGUGUCCCACACAGGCCAUCUUGUGCCCACUCCACCCCAGGUCCUGCUCUGAUCUGGGGGUGAAGCUCCACAACCCCUCUAACUGCCCGUUUGCUCAACAGGUGAAGCAGAUCAUGGAGGAGGCGGUGACGAGGAAGUUUGUGCAUGAGGAUAGCAGCCACAUCAUCUCCUUCUGCGCUGCUGUGGAAGCGUGUGUCCUGUAUGGGCUGAAGCGCAGGGCAGCAGGAUUCCUGCGCAGCAACAAAAUAGCAGCUCUGUUCAUGAAGGUGGGCAAGAGCUUUCCUCCUGCUGAGGAGCUUUGCAAGAAGGUGCAAGACCUGGAGCAGCUCAUUGAGAACGCACGAAAUCAAGUCCAGAGCAUCCCAGAGAAUGUGCGCAAGAUGCCAAAGCUGCCCAACCUGUCUCCUCAGGCCAUCAAGCACCUCUGGAUCCGCACAGCCCUCUUUGACAAAGUCUUGGAUAAAAUCGUGCAUUACUUAGUAGAGAACAGCAGUAAAUACUAUGAGAAAGAAGCUCUCCUGAUGGAUCCUGUGGAUGGACCGAUUCUUGCAUCUUUGUUGGUGGGGCCCUGUGCCCUGGAGUACACCAAGAUGAAGACAGCUGACCACUUCUGGACAGACCCUUCUGCUGAUGAGUUGGUGCAGCGGCACCGCAUCCACAGCUCACACUGCCGCCAGGACUCACCCACCAAGCGCCCGGCGCUCUGUAUUCAGAAGAGGCAUUCGAGUGGCAGUAUGGAUGACCGGCCAUCGCUGUCUGCCAGGGACUACGUGGAGUCACUGCACCAGAACUCUCGAGCCACGCUCCUCUAUGGCAAAAACAACGUCCUGGUGCAGCCACGAGAUGAUAUGGAGGCCAUCCCAGGCUAUUUGUCCCUUCACCAGACUGCUGACAUCAUGGCACUGAAGUGGACUCCCAACCAGCUGAUGAAUGGCUCCGUGGGGGAUCUGGACUACGAGAAGAGUGUGUACUGGGACUAUGCCAUGACUAUUCGCCUGGAGGAGAUCGUCUAUUUGCACUGCCACCAGCAAGUAGACAGUGGUGGAACGGUUGUCUUGGUGAGCCAGGAUGGGAUCCAGAGGCCUCCGCUGCGGUUCCCCAGAGGAGGGCAUUUGUUGCAGUUCCUGUCCUGCCUGGAGAACGGCCUCCUGCCCCAUGGGCAGCUGGACCCACCCCUCUGGUCCCAGCGGGGAAAGGGGAAGGUGUUUCCCAGGCUGAGGAAACGAAGUCCCCAGGGCUCCUCCGAGUCUGCGUCUGACAAGGAAGAUGACGAAGCCACAGAUUAUGUUUUCAGAAUAAUCUACCCAGGGACACAGUCUGAAUUCGUUACCAUUAAUGGUCAUUGCCAUCCAUUCCUUGCGUCUGUGAUCUCCAUCACUGCUGGGAGAGGGAAGGUGGUGAGGACUCCAGCUGCAAGCAAGGCGGUGGUGAUCCACAAAUGGUCUCCAGUUCUCUCCACUGUGUCCCAACCCCCCCUGGCAGCUCGGGGAGCAGCUCAGCAUCAGUUGCCCCAGGACCUGAUGGAUACCCAGGGCCCUGGCCUCCCUCCCAUAUGGCAGCCCAGCACCCGCAAGUCCUCCUGCUCCUCCUGCUCACAGAGUGGUUCCUCUGACGGUGCGCCGGCCAACGGCUGCAGCCAUGAGAGAGCUCCUCUGAAGCUCCUGUGUGACAAUAUGAAGUACCAGAUCCUCUCCCGGGCUUUCUAUGGCUGGCUGGCCUACUGCAGACACCUCUCCACGGUGCGAACCCACCUCUCUGCACUGGUUAACCACAGCAUCGUGUCUCCCGACGUGCCCUGCAGUGCUAGCUCAGGACUGACUGUGGACAUAUGGCAGAAAUACCUGGAGGACAGCACGAGUUAUGAGGACCAGGAGCUGCUGCGGCUGAUCUACUACGGUGGGAUCCAGCACGAGAUCAGGAAGGCUGUCUGGCCCUUCCUUUUGGGCCAUUAUCAGUUUGGGAUGACAGAAGCAGAAAGGAAGGAGGCUGACGACCAGAUCCGCACCUGCUACGAGCACACCAUGGCAGAGUGGUUGGGCUGUGAGGCCAUCGUCCGGCAGAGGGAGAAGGAGUCUCACGCAGCAGCUCUGGCCAAGUGCUCCUCUGGGGCCAGCUUGGAUUCCCACAUCCAGAGGAUGAUGCACAGGGACUCAACGAUCAGCAAUGAGUCCUCGCAGAGCUGCAGCUCCGGCCGACAGAAUCACGUCCGGCUGCAAAGCGACUCCAGCUCCAGCACGCAGGUGUUUGAGUCGGUUGAUGAGGUGGAGCAGACGGAAGCAGACACUCAGCUCGAAGAUGGCAAACAAAGCAAGAUCCCCAAUGGGACCGUCCCUAACGGCACGUGUUCCCCUGAUUCGGGUCACCCCUCUUCCCAGAACUUCUCCAUCACUUCGGGCUUCUCGGAGCGCAGCUUCAGCAAUGAGGACAGCGCUCUGGAAACCACCAAGUCCUCAGCCAGCUCACAGGGGAGGGCGGGCGGCUCAGAGCCGACCCCGCAGGACCUGGAUGGAGCCCUGCAGGAGGAAAAGCUGCAGGGCCAGGACAGCCUGGAAGGCGAAUUUCCCACGGGUGGAGGCAUGGACUUCAUUUCUGUGGCUGGGAGCUCGGCAGCGGUCCUGCGUGGCUGUGAUGCUGUGGCACUGACAGUGGUGGAGAGCUGGGCAGACAGCGAAGCUGAAAAGCAAAGCUUGGUGGAGAGUGAGGAUAACCUCUCUGAGGAACCAGAGAUGGAGAGCUUGUACCCGCAGCUGGACUCGCUGGCUGUGGCUGAUCUGGCUAACAGCGAAGCGUCCCCCGUCUCCUCAACAGGUGUCACCUACUCUCCGGAGCUGCUGGACAUGUACACGGUGAACCUGCAUCGCAUCGAGAAGGACGUGCAGCGGUGCGACCGCAACUACUGGUACUUCACCCCCACCAACCUGGAGAAGCUCCGCAACAUCAUGUGCAGCUACAUCUGGCAGCACAUUGAGAUUGGCUAUGUGCAGGGGAUGUGCGACCUGCUGGCUCCUCUCCUGGUCAUCCUGGAUGACGAGGCCCUGGCUUUCAGCUGUUUCACUGAGCUCAUGAAAAGGAUGAAUCAGAAUUUCCCCCACGGCGGAGCCAUGGACACUCACUUUGCCAACAUGAGAUCCCUGAUCCAGAUUCUAGACUCUGAGCUCUUUGAGCUGAUGCACCAGAAUGGUGAUUACACCCAUUUCUACUUCUGCUACCGAUGGUUUCUCCUGGACUUCAAGAGAGAGCUGGUGUAUGACGAUGUGUUCGCCGUCUGGGAGACCAUCUGGGCAGCUGCACACGUUUCCUCUGCACACUAUGUGCUCUUCAUAGCCCUGGCUUUGGUGGAAAUGUACCGGGACAUCAUCUUGGAGAACAACAUGGAUUUUACAGACAUCAUCAAGUUUUUCAAUGAAAUGGCCGAGCGGCACAACACCAAGCAGAUCUUGAAGCUGGCUCGAGACCUUGUGUACAAAGUGCAGACUCUGAUCGAGAACAAGUGAAGGACCUGGGGAAGACAAGGCAUCCAGACAGAGAGCUGGGACUCCCCUCCAAUGCUUCCUCUCCCUUUUUCUCGACGUGCCACAGCUGUGGAAGUGAGGUAGUUGGACACACGCUGCUGUCUGAACUGGCAGUACCCAUCGCCCUGCAAGUGCUGCGCUCAGUGUUAGUGCUGGGGGCUCCGGUUCAGAUCUGCACAGCGUUCUCCAGUGACUUAACCAAAGAUCUGUACAAUUCUGUUGCAUUGCUAAAGACUUGCUUUGGAGGUAGGGCCCGGCAGCUGCUUCCUGGCCCUGCUGCAGUGAAGGUGCAGCACUCGGUUACCACCCCAACUGCAGAAGCAGUUGCCAGCAUCCCAGGUCAGCGCUGGGGGUCUGGGAGAUCAGGGCUGCCAGACCUGCUGGGGGCCAACCCAGGCUCUGCAGCCUUUGUUUUGAGGAAAUAAAGCUGCUUCCUUCCAUGGCCAUUACCCAUGGUGUGGGGAAUGCAGCCAGCCCUGCGAGCCCGGGCAAGACAGGGAUGCUGCCAGCACUCAGUUUCUUACUAACAUCUGAGGUUCUGCCAGUAGCAGAGAGGGACUUCGAUCACAGAAAUUCCUCUUCUUUUGAUCUCGUCCCUUGAUGCAUAGCAUCCCCUUUAGUAUUUUUAGGGCUCUGUUCUCUCCCUUGGAUUUUUACAUUGUUUGUUACUACGGUAUCUGAGCACACAAGAGUUUUGUCUGCAGAUGGAUUUUUGGAAGAGCUCCAAAUUCAGCAUUGGGUUUCUCUUUCAAAAUUCAGCCUCUGUAAUGCCUCUGAACACCGAGAUCUGGUCCUGGCCUUGUCUGGGAUCUCCAGGCACCAGGUUUUUGUACCUGCCUUAUUCUAGCUGCUUGUGUUAGGGGUCUGCUCUCCUGCCCAUCCUUCUGCAACCCACAUUAGGGAGAGCUCCUUGAAAGGCAAGUGAGAGCUCCUGACCUAGUGGCUGUCCUGACUUUCCCUUCUGAAGGUGCCUGUGUCUUCCUCUGUUAGCUGGAAGAGUGGCUGCUUACAGCUGAACGGUGCAAAUGGUCCCUCUGGUGCCUGCAGGUUUCUGUGUGCUUAUGGGGCUGCUCAGAAAGCCCUCUGAGCCCAUUGAAGGUCUCCAGUUAGGUCGUGGUGGGUGAAACCCAACAUCUCUGAGUGGUCUUUGCUUUUGGAAGAUGCACUGCAGCCACCUUUCCUGCAGUGGCUCUCCAGCAUCGCAGCCCUGGAGCACGCUGCAUGAAGUGCCUCUGUAGCACUGCCAGUAUGGGGCUGAGCAUCUGUGGUGUCGUGCAAUGUCUGUGGUGUGGAUUUGGAUUCAUUUCUCAACUCAGGUUAAAAAAAAAUUAAAAAAAAAA
Meleagris gallopavo (turkey) is the source of this 5097-nucleotide messenger RNA. The record is from RefSeq and is a predicted model, not a curated record. NCBI's taxonomy places the organism in Eukaryota, Metazoa, Chordata, Aves, Galliformes, Phasianidae.